CACCACGGGAGACCUGCAGACCCACCUGCUAGGCAAGGAGAGAGCAGGGCUGUGCCACACACGCGGCCUGACAGCUCCUCCCCCACCGCGCUGGCCCUCCAUGGAAGCCUUGGUCUGUGCGUUCUCUGAGCUGCGCAUCAGAGAAGAUGCAGUGGGCCGGGCCCAAGGACACCUCAGCCACCUCGACACACCGCUCAACAUCUAUGAGGGGGGGCUGGGGAACCAGCAGCAGCAGUGCCCCGUUGCCCAGGGCAGCAAGCCCAAGAACUUCCGGCUGCGCCACCUCCGGGGCCUGGCUCUCUACCUGCCGGGCCACAUGCAGCCUGCUGGCCAAUGUAAAAGCCAUUGGCUGGGCCAGCUCAUGACCGGCGGCUGCCUGCCACAGCCUGAGGGCUCUGCCUGGCUCCUGGUGCUGCCACAGGGGCCUCUGGGCCCAGGUAACAGCCGUUGCUCAGCCCUUCUGGAAGCCCAAGUGCCCGGGGACAGCCUGAGAAGCACAGCUUCCAGUUCCAGCUCAGACCAGACCCAGGACACGCCCUCCCAGCCUGGGGCCCCUGAGGGCUUGGGGGUCAGGCCCAAGAGGUCCUGGGGGGCCUUGGAGGAGACCAUUUGCCCCUUGUGCAAGAGAACCCGCUCUGGGGCCCUGGAGAGGCAGUAGGGACCCUCGAGUGCCAGGGCUGUGGACAGCAGGGCAAAGGAUGGCAGUGCUGGCGGUGGCCAGAGAGGCGGGUCCAAAGAAUGGGGGGGCGGAGCCCCUCCCCACAGUAGCCCUCCCCACCGAGCCACCCUGGCAGCUGUCCGGUGGCACCAGACCUGGGCCAACCCCGGGGAAAGGCCGGGGGGAGGGAGGGAGGAGGUCCUGUGGGAGGGACGGAAGACACGUAAGCACAGCCGUGCCCUCGCAGCCUCAGCCUCACAUCAGCCACUGGCACCUGGGAGGCAGGGCCGAGCGGAGCAUCAGGUUCCCGAGAGGUGGGGGGCCCUCAGGUCUAACGUCAAUAAAAGCAAGGCC
Oryctolagus cuniculus (rabbit) is the source of this 1012-nucleotide messenger RNA. It is a transcript of the gene C19H16orf90, whose product is annotated as chromosome 19 C16orf90 homolog. The record is from RefSeq and is a predicted model, not a curated record. NCBI's taxonomy places the organism in Eukaryota, Metazoa, Chordata, Mammalia, Lagomorpha, Leporidae.